Pollicipes pollicipes is the source of this 6478-nucleotide messenger RNA. RefSeq names its product MAGUK family member discs large 5 (gene Dlg5). Gene Ontology annotation, cellular component: plasma membrane. The record is from RefSeq and is a predicted model, not a curated record. Lineage: Eukaryota; Metazoa; Arthropoda; Thecostraca; Pollicipedomorpha; Pollicipedidae. The transcript is spliced from 44 exons. Gene Ontology annotation, molecular function: protein binding. Bases 193 to 5811 code for a protein of 1872 amino acids. Gene Ontology annotation, biological process: negative regulation of hippo signaling.
UAUGUCGUGUGGGUGGGAGGGUUAGGAUGUUGUUCCGCGUAUUUUGUUUUGCAUUUCCGGGUAGCCAACGGUGGUAACACUUUGCUUGUAUAGAAGGCUCAAUAUGGUUUGAUGUUUGGAGGUGGACAUGCUGUGCUCUAACAAGAUCCAUCCAUUUCAAGACUUUUGUCAGAUGGCAGCAGCGCGCCGGCGAUGAGCGGCCAGCAGCAGCAGCGGGCGGCGUCCGAGUCGCGCGGCGCCGGCGCCGGCCUCGGCAUGAACAUGAAUAGCCCGUACGGCCAGCACAUGGCCGGCAGACCGCGCAGCAUGAACGAGUCGCGGCUAACCCCCGGGCCGGGCGACGAGCCGUCGCUGUCGCCGCAGGACUACAACCUGCAGCAGUCCAACCUGGCGCUGCUCCGGGCCGAGCUCAAGCUGGUGACCCAGGAGCGGGACAGCUUGCGGAAGGAGCUGACCAAGACGCUGACGGAGCGGGAUGUGGCGCUGCGGCGGCUGGGCGCUGCCUCGGCCAGCUUCGACGCCUCUACGAACGAGGACAUGCCCGGCCGCUACGGCCAGCUGUUCCUGCACCCGGGCGCGGACAGCACCGCCGCCGCCUACGCCACGUUGUCGCGCCACAGCAGCCCCAGCAUGGAGAAGUGGACACCGCCCGGCUCCAAGGAGCAUGAGAAGCUCAAGCUGCAUUACGAGCGCGCCAUCCUGGACCUGCAGACGCUCAAGAGGCAGCUGAACGAGUCGCAGCGUGCGUGCGAGGUGGCCAAGCGGGAGGCGGACAGCGCGCGCGGCAAGCACAAGGUGUCGCUGGGCAAGCUGGAGGUGCUGGCGGCCGAGGCGGGCUCGCUGCGCUCCCAGUUCAGCGUGGCUAGCGCCGAGCGCGACCGGCUGCAGCUGGAGCUGAAGCGGCUGCAGGCGCUGCUCGACACGACGGACAGAAGGAAGGACGCCGGCGGGAAGGAGGCGGGCCCGGUGGACGCGGCCCAGCAGUCGUACCGCAACGCCGUGUACAAGUACGAGACGAUGCGCGAGGAGUACGAGGCGCUGCGGAGCCGGCUGGACGAUGUGGUCGCCUCUCACUCAGCCGCCGUGAGCAAGCUAGAGCUCUGUCAGGAGGAGGUGGGUCGACUGAAGAGCCAGCUGGAGGAGGUGCUGCAGGAGAAGGGGGCGGCGCUGCGCGAGCGCACGGCCGCCAUCCGCGAGCGGGACGGCCUCAAGCAGCAGUGCACGUCGGCCAUCCGGCAGUGGGACAACGCACUCCGGGAGCGCAACGAGUUCAAGGACGCGCUCAUCAAGAUCCAGCAGAAGCACGAGGAUGCCAACAAGGAGGUGAACGAGGCGAUGGCGCUGCGCAUCAAGGCCGGCAAGGAGGUGCGCCGCCUCACCGAGGAGCGCAACACGGCCACCGUCGAGAUCAACCGAAUCCUGGCCGAGCGGGACACCGUUCACAAGGAGAUGGAGCGGCUCCAGGAGGACUGCACGGCGGCCGAGACGCGCGCCAAGGAGCUGGAGUCCAGGAACAAGGACCUGACGUCAGAGCUGGAGUCGCUCCGCCGGGAGAUCAGCUCGAUGGCUCCGCCGGAAUCUCGGCUCCCGGAGCGGGACCGGGCGUUCCGGCGCGCCUACGAGCUGAGGGACCAGCUAGGCGCCGGACACGACGCGCCCAACAAGAGCAGCUGGAACAGCAACAUCAACAGCUACGACAACAUCCAGCAGGAGAGGACCAAGAGCAAGGACAGCCUGGACUCGGGCCGCCUCUCCGACUCCAAGUCCUACAAGGAGCGGCUGGACGACAUCGACACGGCCAACGUCGAGGUGGAGAAGCUGCGCAAGCUGGUGGAGAAGCUGCAGCAGGAGCUGCAUGAGACGCAGCAGGAGGCGGAGGUGUCGAAGCGACGGCGCGACUGGGCGUUCGCCGAGCGCGACAAGAUCGUGAUGGAGCGCGAGAGCAUCCGGCAGCUGUGCGACCGGCUGCGGCGCGAGCGCGACCGCGCCGUCAGCGACCAGGCCAAGGCGCUGCGCGACGCCGACGACGUGCGCAAGCAGAAGAACGAGGCCAACAAGGAGCUGAAAGACCUGAGGGAGCACAUGGAGCACUGUCACCUGGCGCCGUAUUCGAUGGCUGAGGAGGCGCCGCUGCUGGAUCCUUCCGACCGUGCCGAGUGGGAGAGUCUGCAGCUGAGUCUGGACACGGGCUGCAGUUCGGACGGCCUCCGCGGCGUGGCGCUGAGCGGCGGCGUCGACAGCGACCGCGACUCGGACGGCGCGCGCGUGGCGGCCGGCCGGCUCAUGCCAGGCGAUCACCUGCUGCGCGUGGACAGCCUGGACUGCGCCAACAUGAGCGGCCGCCUGGUGCUGGACGCCAUCCGUAACAGCGUCGGCCCCGUCCGGCUGCUGGUCCGGCGGCGGCGGCCCGUGCGCACCACACAGCUGCUGCUGUCGGACCGCGAGUACCACGGCAUCGGUCUGGAGCAGGGCGUCUACAUCGCGCGGAUCCAGCCGGGCAGCGCGGCGGCGCGGGACGGCAUGCUGGCCGUCGGCGACCGACUGCUCAUGGUGAACGGUCGUGUGGUGGACCGCGUGGCCGGCGCCGAGGCGGUGGCGCAGCUGCUGGACUCGUCGGCCAGCCUGACCAUCACCACGAAGAAGUCGGGCGAGGGCGUGCGUAGCCCGCUGGAGUUCGUGCGCGACAUGCGGCGCAUCGACGCCGAGACGCAGCACGUGCUCGACCAGUUCAACGCCGUGCUCGAGAGCAGCGAGAAGGCGGACAAGCGGCGGCGCCGCGGCAGACGGCGCGAGGAGCGGAACGGCACGUGGCCCAACGCAGAGCGGAAGAUGCUGGUGGACGAGCCGUCCAAGCUGGACAAGGCGUACGAGAAGAGCGAGGAGUCGCUCUCGUCACCGUUCGAGCCGUACUACCUGCUGGAGGAGAAGUACGGCGGUCGGUCGGCGGCGCCGCCCGGCCUCGGCGCCAGCCUGACACCCUCCGACACCAGCAUCGACUUCAGCGUCAAGAGCGUCAAGCUCGCGGUGUUCUGCGGGCUGACGGGCGCCUGCCUGGUGGCUGGCGGUCGGCUCAGCGUCCAGAGCGGUGUUCUGCGGACUGACAUGCCGGGAACAAGGAGGGCCUCGAGUACUACGUCAAGAAGAGCGGCAAGUACUCGCAGUCGGACUCGGAGUCGAACUAUCAGCCCGGUGGAGACGGGCUCGUCGCUGGCGGUCACCUACCACAUGACGCCGGAGGGGGCGGCGGCGGCCGGAGCGGCGGCCGGCGCUGGCGCCGCGCCCGUCGCCGGCCGCGCCCACCUGCGCUCGCUCUACGGCUCGCCGCUCUCGUUCACGCCGCCCUUCAUGCCCUACACGCACACGCACACGCACACACACGCGCCCACCGCCAGGUACUCGUCCCCGGUGCCCGUCCACCUGCCGUCGGCCUCGUCCGCCGACGAGCGCCGUUCGGCCGCCUACGACCCGACCUACGAGCCAUCUGCCGGCGGCGGACACAACCUCUACUUGCACGGCCCGUCGCCGUCGCUCGACUACGGCGCCGGCUAUCAGAAGCCCGCCUACCUGCAGCUGCCAGAGCACAGGCACAACGUCGGCAGCAGGCAGGAGGGCCCGCCGCAGCAGCGGAUCCGGAUCCCGUCGGCGCCGCACAGCCGGCUCUCGUCGCCGGCCGGCCGGGCGCCGUCCAACACGUCCGUGACGUCGCGCGCGUCCAGCGGCAGCGCCGAGACCACGCCCGACCGCGACCACUGCACCUCGCCCAGUUUCAGUGUCGAGGUGAUCAACCCGGGCGGCGGCGCCUGCUCGACGGGCGGCAGCUGGAACUGGCGCCAGAAGCCGCUGCCCGGCGAGCUGCGCAACAUCGUCAUCGAGCGCAGCGACAAGCCGCUGGGCAUCUCCAUCUCGUGCCUGCAGAGCGGCGGCGUGUUCGUCUCCGAGGUGAUCCAGAGCAGCCUCGCGUCACAGGUCAACCUGCAGAUCGGCGACCAGAUCCUGGAGGUGUGCGGUAUCAACCUGCGCACGGCCAACCGCCAGAUGGCGGCCAGUGUGCUAUCCCAGUGCGGCGACUCCCGCCGCAUCCUGGUGCAGUACAACCCGGACCGAUACGAGCUGUCGCGCCGCUACGACACGCACUCGCGGCUGUCCAGCGGCCCCGAGGACGAGGACGACGAGGAUGAGGACGAGGACGAGGACGAGGGGGGCGGCCGGGCGGCGCCGUCGCGCAGCGGCUCGCCCACGCCCUGCAACUCGCCCAAGCCGCGCCGCGACGACCGGGAGCGUGACGACCUGCCGCAGUCGGGGAGCUCGACGCUGCGUAGUCCGCUAUCGCUGGCGCCCAAGCAGAACACGCUCACGCGUCAACAGAUGUCGCAGGUGGCCACGUCCCUGAAGCGCUCGGAGACGGUGAAGCGCUCCGAUACGGUGAAGCGCCGCCAGGGGUCGAGCUCCGAGCCGCCGCCGCCUGCCGCUGUCCACAGGGAGACGCAGCACCACGACUCCUCCGACGAGGAGGAGGAGGAGGAGUCGGGCGCGCGGCUCGUCUACCUGGAGACGGCUAGCUCCGGCAACCUGGGCAUCCAGCUGGUGGGCGGCAACGCGGUGGGCAUCUUCGUGCACUCGGUGGAGCCGGCCAGCGCCGCCUGCGCCGGCGGCUUGCAGUGCGGCGAUCGGAUCCUGGAGUACAACGGCGUCGACCUGCGACACGCCAGUGCCGAGCAGGCCGCCUGCGAGCUGGCCAAACCAGCCGACAAAGUCAGCAUGCUGGUCGUCAAUCGCCACCAGCGCUACAUGCAGGUGUACGACCAGCCAGGGGACCAGUUCUACAUCCGGGCCCUGUUCGACUACCAGCCGGAGAGCGGCAACGGCACCGAGCUCAAGUUCCACAAGGACAACAUCCUGCUGGUGGACAACACCAUGUUCAACGGACAGCCGGGGCUGUGGCGCGCCUGGCUGAUCGACACGAGCGACGGGCGUAAGCUCAACUGCGGCAUCAUACCCAGCAAGUUCACCGUCGAGGACCUGAUGCUGAAGAGGUCCCAGGGCGACAUAUCGGGCGACCCCGGCCGCCGCAGCGCCGUCUCCUUCCGGCGCUCUUUCUUCCGGCGCAUGUCCAAGCAUCAGCGCUCGUCUAGCAGGGAGAGCAGGGAGCUGGCUAGCUUCAGCGACGUCAGCAUUAACGAGUUCCCGCAGGAGCCGUCGGUGGCGGCCGACACGGCCAUCAGCAGCUACCAGCGCGUGGAGCGGCUGGACAGCUACGUCUCCGUCCGUCCGGUGCUGGUACUGGGCCCGCUCUCCGAGCUGAUCUCCGAGCGGCUGUGCGCCGAGUACCCGCACCAGUUCGUGCGGCCGGCGCUGGAGGUGGUGCGCGCCCAGCAGGCGGCCAUCGACCAGCGCGUGCAGCAGGCGGCCAUCGUCGACUACCGACGCCGCGGCAGCCACUUCCAGGUGCUGACGGCCGCCGCCAUCCGGGAGUGGUGCGACGGGGACCGCCACUGCGUGCUGGACAUGGACGUGACGCUGAUCCCGCGCCUGCAGCGGCACCGCAUCCACCCGAUCGUGCUGUUCGUCCGCUUCAAGUCGGUCAAACAGAUCCGAGAGGUGCGCGAGUCAGUCUACCCGAUGGAGAAGGCGUGCAACAAGGCGGCCAAGGACAUGCACGUGCACGCCUGUAAGCUGGAGCACGACUACAAGCACACGCUGUCGGCCACGGUGCAGGGCGGCGGCAACAUGGCCUACCUCUGCACGCAAGUGAAGGCGGCUGUUGAACAGGAACAGAAUAAGGCGCUCUGGGUGCCCAGUGGCACCAUCUAGCGGGUGGAAAUGAAGCACUAGUGCAGCAGUUGCCGACAGACGGCGAGCGGCCUGGCAGUUACCAAUACGCGCGUGUGCGCGCGAUGCCCAGCGGACGGCCGGGGCACUGUGAGCGCAUUAGAUGUGUCGUAAGGUGUGUAUAUUGCAUCACGAGAAGAAGACAGCUGGGUUUUGGGCUGCUCGUGACACCGACGUGAGAUUCGCGUGGAGACACUAUGCUCUCCCUGCUGUGACUGUCCUCAGCUGUAUGGUGCCGACAAUCACGUGCAUGGUAGUGAGGGGGCGUUCCGCUUGCGGGGAAUGUCGCGAAUUUUUUACAGCGCGAGCGUCGUGGGACGUGCGUCAAGCUUUAUCUUUGGAGCCUUAUUGGAGAGACGAAGGGGCGGUGUAGCGGCCGCCGUCAUGUAUAUUUUCGUAUAUGUUUGAGCUGUGUGUGAUGAUUACCAAAGUGCCGGCGCGUGACGCUGCGCGCCCGGAGGGCCGGCGCCGUCCGUGGGUGUGACGCCUCCGGCCUAGCGGUGAGACCUGGCCGUCGCCGGGGGUCCGGGCCCGUUCGCCUUGUGAAACCAUGUCUUCCCACGCACUGUCCUGCUGCCUUCUACUCCGCCGUUUUGCACUUUGGGAUAUUCGCUGCUCCGAUAUUGGAUACAAUAGAGCCGGGGCCGGA